CUGAGGAGGCGGCAGCGCCCGCCCCGCCCCGCCUCGCCUCGCCUCCACCCUCCUGUGCCGCGGGCCGCCCGGCCAUGUAGACGGGGCGGCGCGGCCGGCCUUCCCCUCGCAGCCGCCCCGCAGCCGGCAGGCGCCAUGGAGGACGUCGGCUCGAGCGUGAACGCGGACGCGGAGGUGCGGAAGCUACAGGAGCUGGUGAAGAAGCUGGAGAAGCAGAACGAGCAGCUUCGCAGCCGCCACGGCGCCCUGCCCGCCGCCCCCGGUAGCCCCAAGCGCCUCCUCAGCGGCGGGGCUUCACCAUCGCCCCCCGCCGCCGCCGCCGCCUCCCCCCCUCCGUCCGACGGCCGCUGCCUCAGCCCCAGGGCCGCGGCGCGGCGGCCGCCCCCCGAGGAGCCCGGGGGCGGUGAGGGCGACGGCCUGCUGGACGACGCGGCGCCGCUCCGGCCUGACGAGCUGGAGCGCCUGGCCGGCUGCGAGGAGGACGAGACCGGCUGGUUAUAUACAUCUCCAAAGAAGAGACUGACUCCAAUGCAAAAAUGUGUCAGCCCAUUAGUUUGGUGCAGGCAGGUGUUGGAUUACCCAAGUCCUGACAUUGAAUGUGCUAAAAAGUCCCUUAUCCACAGGCUGGAACAGACAAUGUCAGCCAUGAAGAGACAGAGUUUGUACAAUAGCCCUUUCAGCGCAGUCAGUUAUGCCAGCUCCUAUAGUCCAAAUACCAGUAGCCCCUACAGCAGUGGUUUCAACUCUCCCUCCUCAACACCAGUGAAAUCUGCUUUAGUGAAACAGUUUGUAUCUCCGGGUACCUCAGGUCAUCUUAAAAGCUCAGCUGAUAGGAAUCCUCCGCUAAGUCCACAGUCCUCUGUGGACAGUGAAUUAAGUGCAUCAGAGAUGGAUGAAGACUCUAUUGGGUCUAAUUACAAGCUAAAUGAUGUUACAGAUGUGCAAAUUCUAGCACGAAUGCAGGAAGAAAGCCUCCGGCAAGAGUAUGCAGCAACUGCAUCUCGGCGUAGUUCUGGUUCUUCCUGCAAUUCUACGAGGCGAGGCACAUACAGUGACCAGGAGCUUGAUGCACAGAGUUUAGAAGAUGAAGAAGAUGGCACACAUCACACAGUGCACCCUGCUGUUAGCAGGUUCUCACCGUCACCUCGUAGUUCUCCCUGGCCUUCACCAAAACAGUCUCCAAGGAAUUCUCCUCGUUCCCGAUCACCUGCUCGAAGUAUAGAGUACAGCAGAGUGUCACCCCAACCUAUGAUUAGCCGUUUACAGCAACCUCGUCUUUCACUUCAAGGCCAUCCUACAGAUAUGCAGACCAGUAAUGUCAAAAGUGAAGAAAAACUAAGGCGUAGUCUUCCAAACCUAUCCAGGACAUCUAACAUCCAAGCUGAGUCUGUGAAAAACAGCAGAAGUGACUCAAACUUCCAAGUGCCAAAUGGAGGAAUACCUCGCAUUCAACCUCAAGCCUCAGCCACUCUGCAAAGGCAGAAAAAUUUGCCUCGCGCUGCCUUCAAAACCAAACAGUUUCUUCAAACUCCAUCUGCAAAAGGAGUACCUUCUUCAAGUAAAUUCCGCUCACCUGCAGCACCAUCUCCCCUAGCUCUCCGACAGCCGCUGAAAGCAUUUAGUAACCACGGACCUGGUUCUGUUGCUCCUCUGGAAGCCACGCAGCUGACUCACAGCAGUUCUUCCCCGGGGCCUCUUGCAGCUCAGAGCUCAGGCUUGCCCAGCCCUGCCAGCAGCGUUAACAGCACCACCCUCACCAGGCCGGCGGGGACAGCGGGGAUGAGGAGUAGUUUGCCCAGACCCAGCGCCCCUUCCUCAGGGGGCAUCCCAGUGCCUCGUAGCAAACUUGCACAGCCUGUUCGAAGAUCGUUACCUGCUCCCAAAACCUACAGCAACGUGAAAGACGAGAGUUGGAAAGACGGCUGCUAUUGAACUGCAGAGCUUCAUGCAAAGUUCCAGUGCUCAUGGAUGCUUCCUCACCAGGCUAACACACAGCUUGAUUCUACAGACUGUUCAGAUGUGACUUUUGGGAUUUGUAAAAAUUCCAGACCUCUCUGUCUCUAAUUAGCACAAACUGGCAGAGAUUAUAAAGCAGCACUUUAAUGACAUCUAACAUCAGAUGUUUGGUGGUCAUACAAUCACUUUCACAUUAAAUUGCUCUCAGUUACGUUUUGUGGGUUUCUUUUUCUUGCUUGCUAAAAAUGGGUCAAUUUGAGCAUUUAUAAUAGUGGCCAAUGUCUGGGCAAAAACCUAAUGAAUGCCAAAGAAAUGCCCAUCUUGAAAAACAGCAAGUACAACAGUCACUUAAAAUUUCCCAAACUUUGCUUUCAACCUAUUUUAAUUCAACAGAAAGGUUGGGAAAUAUGUACUAUUGAAACAAGACUACGUUAAUAUUCUGAUUGACUGCUACAGUGCUACUGAAACACUGCUGUUAACCAUUGAAUGAGAUUCUUGUUGGGGAAAGUGGUACAUACAUCCCUCAGGAAGAAUCAGAAGCUACUCUGGAAGAUGAGGCAGAACAGUAAGGAGUAGCCGUGGCUUUUAUUAACAUUAAAGGUUUGAAUGUAGCAGACGUACACAAAUGCAAUAGUAUAAAUUGCAUCUUUCCUGUGUUGAUUUAUCAGCUUUACAUGCUCAUAUUGCUUGACUGCCAAAAGGGCUUAGUAUCAGUUGUACAAUCUUUCUGACCUUAAAGUUCCUGGCUCAGGAAAGAUGGCCUUUGCUGUUGUAGCCACAUUUUUAACACAUUACUCAACUAUUUGGGGAAAACUUUUUUUAUAGCAGGUUUCCUUAAGAAGGAAGAAGCAAGUAGUAACAUUCAUUCGUUCUAAUACCGUACCACUACGCUUGCAGCCUGGAACACAACUGUAAAUGCUGAUAGCAGAGGGGAAGGAAACACAACUAUGCACUUGUAACAUACAAAUUUUAAGGUAAUGAGUUGACUCUUGAUGCCAAAUGAUAUUCAUUUAGGUGAUGUUCCAUGGUAUGAGGGAGUUUUCUGUAUCCUAUUUUUUUACUUUCAUCCAUUUCUUAAAUUGGUUUAUUUUAAAUUGUAAAUAUUUUUACAGAAGAUAUUUCCCAUGUAAGUGUGUUUUAAAUAUGUACUUUGCCUUACAUAUGUGUAUCUUACAUUACUGGUAAUAGAGUAUGAAACCUGCUAUGUCUGUUUACAAGCUCUUAAAUUUC
Numida meleagris (helmeted guineafowl) is the source of this 3186-nucleotide messenger RNA. RefSeq names its product SLAIN motif family member 2 (gene SLAIN2). Bases 136 to 1932 code for a protein of 598 amino acids. NCBI's taxonomy places the organism in Eukaryota, Metazoa, Chordata, Aves, Galliformes, Numididae. Gene Ontology annotation, biological process: positive regulation of microtubule polymerization; cytoplasmic microtubule organization; microtubule nucleation. Gene Ontology annotation, cellular component: microtubule plus-end. The record is from RefSeq and is a predicted model, not a curated record. The transcript is spliced from 9 exons.